UAAUAGUAAUAGUUCAUUUAGUAUUCUGUCAUACGCAGUAUAAUAAAUCAAAAUGAUCGUGUUUAUUACUAAAUUCAUAAUAGUGAUAUCUUUCAUCACCCCAAUAUUAUCUACUUUUGGAUUCGACAAUUUAGCAAAUUGCCCGAAAGAAGCAUUAGUAAAUUAUUCAGAUAUUAAUUAUAAUUUUCUUUAUUUUGGUGAAAGUGAUAUCAGUGGUUUAGAUAAACAACAACUGAAUACUGAUGCCUUAGUUGAUAUUAUCGAUAAUGAUUUUAAUAAUGAAACACAAUUUUGUUUAUGUUCAGUAAAAGUCUGUAUUGCUAUAUGUACUGCAUCAGCAUUGCAAAACUUUCAGCUAAAAUAUGUAACAAUUAACGGAACAAAUCAAACAGUAACAUUUCCUUUAAUAUAUAAUUCUACAACUCUUGAAGUUAUGAAUGAAACUCAAUUAUUUAAUUUAAGUUGGCCAGAUAACGCUGGAAGCUUUUAUGUCUUUAGUCGAGAUCCUUGUGAUGAUGAAUUGAAACUUGAAUUUAAUCAAGAUGAGUUUCAACUCUUGACAAAUAGUUCUAUUCACUCUGAUGAAUAUGAAUUUAUAAUAGAUACCGAUAGUUAUUGUUUUGAUUUUUCUGAUACAGGAAAUUUCAGUGCAUAUAUAUGUUUAUCAGUACUUGAAAUAGAAUUUGAGAGUCAUGACCCAAUGUUAUUCAUUUUUCUUAGCGGAAUAGCAAUAUCAAUGCCCUGCUUAGUGAUAACUAUAAUUAUUUACACUAUUUUUAGAGAACUAAAAAAUUUACACUGUCUUGUUGUAAGAAAUUAUUGUAUUUGUCUUUUUUUUGCUUAUUUAUCAUUUUUCAUUGUCAUAAUAAUUCCUAGAUUAUAUUUUUACCCACGUUUAUGUAAAGCAGGAGGUAAUUAAUAUUAAAAAAAAAAAAUUCUCGUUAAGCUACAUGUUUGAUGAAUA
Molecule: messenger RNA, 964 nt
Organism: Chelonus insularis
Lineage: Eukaryota; Metazoa; Arthropoda; Insecta; Hymenoptera; Braconidae
Product: G-protein coupled receptor Mth-like
Exons: 1
Coding region: 53-919 (288 amino acids)
Biological process (GO): G protein-coupled receptor signaling pathway
Cellular component (GO): membrane
Molecular function (GO): G protein-coupled receptor activity
Source: RefSeq, a predicted model, not a curated record